Molecule: messenger RNA, 1020 nt
Organism: Mytilus trossulus (common blue mussel)
Lineage: Eukaryota; Metazoa; Mollusca; Bivalvia; Mytilida; Mytilidae
Product: neuromedin-U receptor 2-like
Exons: 2
Coding region: 1-1020 (339 amino acids)
Biological process (GO): G protein-coupled receptor signaling pathway
Cellular component (GO): plasma membrane
Molecular function (GO): G protein-coupled receptor activity
Source: RefSeq, a predicted model, not a curated record
AUGGAAAAUACUGAUGGAAAAAACAAUGAAAAUAACAGUGUAGCUUCUCUGUAUAAAUUUAACAAGGAUUACAUUGAUGAACACUCGAUUGUAACAAUUAUUCUUAGUGGUUUAUCACUGGUUGGAACAUUAGGUAACACAAUGGUGGUUUUGGUGUAUGUGAUUAUCCGAGAAAAGACAACUCACAAUGUUCUCAUCCUGACUUUAGCAGUGGCUGACCUCUUAGUGUUUUGUAUAGCCAUACCUCUGGAGAUUACAGAGAAAUUAUAUCACUUCACACUGCAUACUGCCGUAUCAUGCCAGUUAUCGAGGUUUAUAAGUUACUUGUUCGUUAUAAUUUCUGCAACUGUUUUACUGCCCAUUACAGUAGAUCGUUACAGACGUGUUUGUCAUCCAUUCGGAAACCAGAUUUCUCGUAGAACCUCUGCAAUCAUCAUUGGUACUGUGAUAUGUAUUUCGGUGCUAUUUUCUUUGCCAAAUAUUGUUUUGUGGAAGGUGAUGGCCAUUGAUUUACACCAUAACGGUAGUGAAAAUGUAACAGGACACAUUUGUGUAAUACAUUCUUAUUAUGAUCACACUAUUUUACCAGUUGUUUACACUUGUGGAAUAUUUUUAUUAACUAUAUUACAAGUUAUUGUGAUUUCAAUGCUAUAUGUCUUCAUAGGCAGGAAAAUCUUUGCCCAUAUCAAAUUCCGAGAAAAUUUUCACAGAUAUAACAGUGACAGUGCAGACAAAUCUGAUAAGAGACAGUACUCUGAACAUGGUGAAUCACCAAGAAAGAUUACGAAAAUUGCAUUUAUAAUAGUAGUGGUAUUCAUUCUCAGUUAUAUUCCUACUACCAUUGAUAAGAUCGCUGAUACAGUCUCGCUUCACCAUCAGCUGGAGUCUGACAGUUCUAAUAGUAACAUUGCAUCGAUUGUUGUAAGAACAUCUUAUUGUUUAAAUCAUGCAGUAAACUUUGUAGUGUUAAAAACUUCACAAACUAAUAUGAACAUUGCUAAUAAAGAUUAUUCCAAAUGA